Messenger RNA from Syngnathus acus (greater pipefish), 2229 nucleotides. RefSeq names its product urocanate hydratase 1 (gene uroc1). Bases 56 to 2083 code for a protein of 675 amino acids. Gene Ontology annotation, biological process: L-histidine catabolic process. The transcript is spliced from 19 exons. The record is from RefSeq and is a predicted model, not a curated record. Lineage: Eukaryota; Metazoa; Chordata; Actinopteri; Syngnathiformes; Syngnathidae. Gene Ontology annotation, molecular function: urocanate hydratase activity.
UCAAAUAUUCAGCAGCGGUCUUCCCACAUUCUUUUUAAAUUGAGGACUUAACAGGAUGGCCACCCUAAAGGAGAUAUGCAGCGGCUUACCUCUGGAUGUUUUACCCCUGAACCGAGGACGAGACCCCAAUGUGCCCCAUGCGCCCGUUCGGACCCCAAACCUUACAGAUCAAGAGGAGCGGCUGGCACUGAGAAACGCCCUGCGAUAUUUCCCCCCGACCCAUCAUGCAACACUCGCACCAGAAUUUGCACAAGAGCUGCGCCAAUAUGGGCACAUUUACAUGUACCGCUUUUGUCCUGUGUUACAUCUGAGAGCGUACCCCAUCCACGAGUACCCGUGCCGCACACGUCAAGCGGCCUCAAUCAUGUUGAUGAUCAUGAACAAUUUAGACCCAGCAGUAGCCCAGUUUCCCCAGGAGCUCGUCACCUAUGGAGGAAAUGGGCAAGUUUUCAGCAACUGGGCUCAGUUUCGUCUCGUGAUGAAUUAUCUGAGCGAGAUGACAGAGGAGCAGACUUUGGUCAUGUACAGCGGUCACCCCAUGGGUCUGUUCCCAAGCCUGCCCUCUUCGCCUCGCGCCAUCAUUACCAACGGCAUGGUUAUUCCAAACUACUCCUCCAGAGAGCAAUAUGAAAGGAUGUUUGCUCUCGGCGUGUCAAUGUAUGGUCAAAUGACAGCUGGCAGCUACUGCUACAUUGGACCUCAAGGGAUUGUUCAUGGCACUAUGCUGACUGUGCUGAACGCCGGUCGGAGGUACCUUGGCUCCGGCGACCUUAGGGGGCGUGUCUUCGUGACCUCUGGCCUCGGGGGGAUGAGUGGAGCUCAGGCUAAAGCCGCCGUCAUUGCCGGUUGCAUCGGCGUCAUUGCGGAGGUGGAUGAGGCUCCUCUCAAAAAGAGACACGAGCAGGGCUGGUUGAUGGAGGUCACCGAUGAUAUGGACCACUGCAUUAAACGCAUCAGAGAAAGCAGAUCCACAAAGACUCCCCUUAGUUUGGGUUACCAUGGCAACAUAGUGGACUUGUGGGAGAGGCUGCAGUUGGAGUACCAGAAGACAGGUGAGCUCCUGGUGGAUUUGGGCUCAGACCAAACGUCCCUCCACAACCCCUUUAACGGAGGCUACUAUCCGGUACAACUCAGUUUCCGCCAGGCCAACCAGCUCAUGUCCACUGAUCCGAGUCGAUUCCGCAACAUGGUCAAAGAAAGUCUCCAGAGACAAGUGAAAGCGAUCAACAAAUUGUCGGAUGCCGGCAUGUUCUUUUGGGACUAUGGCAAUGCAUUUCUACUGGAGGCGCAAAGAGCUGGUGCCGAGGUGGAAAAGGUUGGUGGAGGUGCAACAGAAUUCCGCUACCCAUCCUAUGUCCAACACAUCAUGGGAGACAUUUUUUCUUUGGGCUUCGGACCAUUUCGUUGGGUGUGCACGUCUGGCGACCCCCAGGACCUCGCCAUAACCGACAAUAUCGCCGCCUCUGUCUUGGACAAUUUGAGCGCCAAUGUGACCGAUAGAGUCCGACAACAGUACAACGACAACAUCCUCUGGAUCAGGGAGGCCGGAAAACACAAAAUGGUUGUGGGGUCCCAGGCCAGAAUUCUCUACUCGGACCAGAAAGGAAGAGUUGCCAUUGCUUUGGCCAUCAACAGAGCUGUGGCUGAAGGAAAAGUUUCAGCUCCGGUGGUGAUCAGCAGAGACCACCAUGAUGUGAGUGGUACCGACAGCCCCUUCAGAGAGACCUCCAAUGUGUAUGAUGGCUCUGCGUUCUGUGCAGAUAUGGCAGUCCAGAACUUUGUUGGCGAUGCCUUCAGGGGUGCCACCUGGGUAGCUUUGCACAAUGGUGGCGGUGUGGGCUGGGGUGAAGUGAUGAACGGAGGAUUUGGUUUGCUUUUGGACGGCUCUGAGGAAGCAGCGAAGCGAGCCUCUCUGAUGCUCAACUGGGACGUGUCCAAUGGGGUGGCCCGGCGCAGCUGGUGUGGAAACUCCAACGCUUACGAGACCAUCCAGCGCACCAUGGAGGAGGUUCGACAGCUGCGCGUCACUAUGCCUUUUCCGGUACAUGAUGAGCACGUACUGGACCGGGCUCUGCAGGGCUAACCUCGAGGAACCGGAGAGUUCAAAUGAAAACAGCAGACAUUUAAAUUAAAGCAAUUGCUUUCAUGCAGAUGUAUUAUCAGAGAAAAAUACAGGUGUGUUAAAAUAGCUUAGUAAUUCGUAAUAAAUCGUAAUAAAUCACAUCAAUU